AUGCGUGCUACAUUUGCUCUGCAGAACGCCGCCCGGACUCCCCUCAUCCGGUUCCUCGGAAGGCGUUCCAUCCCUCAAUCCAUCGACCACACUCCUCGUGCUCACCCCGCGUCUCCUUCUGGAAUCCUUCCUGACUCUUUCGCUGCCUACCGUGCUAAGGCUCAGCAGCACGGCCCACUUGGCCGUGCCUCUUUCACUCAGGGCGCCAUCGGUCGCAACCCCGGUGCUUCUUUGGGCCCUGUUCAGCCUCAGGAGGGUCAGUUCUUUGACCGUGCCGAGCUGCCUCAGCGCUUCCACCGUCUGCCUUGGACCGAGGCCGAGAUUGAGGCCAUCGAGACUGGCGGUGCUAGCCUGCACGCCUAA
Molecule: messenger RNA, 363 nt
Organism: Aspergillus wentii DTO 134E9
Lineage: Eukaryota; Fungi; Ascomycota; Eurotiomycetes; Eurotiales; Aspergillaceae
Product: alpha-ketoglutarate dehydrogenase subunit KGD4
Exons: 2
Coding region: 1-363 (120 amino acids)
Biological process (GO): 2-oxoglutarate metabolic process
Source: RefSeq, a predicted model, not a curated record